This is a messenger RNA of Rotaria socialis, 1323 nucleotides long. Lineage: Eukaryota; Metazoa; Rotifera; Eurotatoria; Philodinida; Philodinidae. The record is from the annotation of a GenBank genome assembly.
AUGCAGCGAUGGCCAGGUAAAAUAUAUUCACGAUUGUAUGGGCCAAUUAUUUGUCAACUGAGUAAGCGAUACCAAAGCACCGCUGCAAAAUUUGAUUCGUCCGUUCUGGCUGGAACCUCAACGUUAGAUAAUGUGCCCAUUACAACUAAACUAGAGUUUCUACCAUCGAAAGCUAAAUCAAUUAUUCCUAAAUAUCGGAUAAUGGACACAGAUGGUAACAUUAUAAAUAAAAAUGAAAUGCCAAACUUCUCUGACAAUCAAUUGAUUAAAAUAUAUAAAGAUAUGACGAUGCUUGAGACGAUGGAUCACAUUUUAUUUCAAUCACAACGGCAACAACGUAUUUCUUUUUAUAUGACACAUCGUGGCGAAGAAGCAACGCAAAUCGGUAGUGCUGCAGCACUCGAUCCUGGCGAUCUUGUCUAUGCUCAAUAUCGAGAAGCUGGUAUUCUUCUCUAUCGUGGUUAUAAACUACAUCAAUUUAUUGAUCAAUGUAUGGGCAAUGCACGAGGCUCUUGUAAAGGAAUUCAAAUGCCGAUUCAUUAUGGCUCGAAAGAUCUUAACUAUGUCACUAUCUCGUCUACUGUGGCUACACAAAUGCCACAAGCUGUCGGCAGUGCUUAUGCUUAUAAGCGUGCAGCUAAUGAAAAAUGUGUUGUUUGCUAUUUUGGCGACGGCGCAACAAGCGAAGGUGAUGCCCAUGCAGCAUUUAAUUUUGCCGCUACACUCGAAGUGCCAAUUAUAUUCAUCUGCCGCAACAAUGGAUAUGCGAUCUCGACACCAUCCAAAGAUCAGUAUCAUGGUGAUGGCAUUGCUUCUCGUGGGACUGGCUAUGGUAUGAUGGCAAUACGUGUCGAUGGGCACGAUCUAUUCGCUGUUUACAAUGCAACUAAAGCAGCACGUCAAAUGGCUGUUAAUGAAAACAAGCCGAUACUAAUCGAAGCCAUGGUUGAUAGAUUUGGUCCUCAUUCAACUUCAGAUGAUAGUUCAGCGUAUCGAUCCGAGGAGAAAAUGCAGCAUCACGCAAAGAUAAUCGAUCCCAUAGAACGCGUUCGUCGAUAUAUGGAUGUACGAGGCUGUUGGAAUAAUGAAAAAGAGGAAACUUGGAGAAAAGAAGCAACAGACAUGGUAUUGAAAGAACUAGAACAAUGCGAGCACAUAAAACGUGCACCAAUCACGACCAUGUUCGAUAAUGUAUUUGAAAAAGUGGAACCACAUUUGCAAAAGCAGAUGCAUGAGCUGAUACAGCAUGUUCAACAAAAUCACGAAGCGUCCUUUCUAACAUUGCUAUCGAAGUACGAACAAUCGUAUGUGCCAAAUAAAUAA